Carya illinoinensis is the source of this 447-nucleotide messenger RNA. RefSeq lists its product as uncharacterized. NCBI's taxonomy places the organism in Eukaryota, Viridiplantae, Streptophyta, Magnoliopsida, Fagales, Juglandaceae. The transcript has 2 exons. The coding region runs from base 1 to 447 and encodes 148 amino acids. The record is from RefSeq and is a predicted model, not a curated record.
AUGGUUUCGAGUGAGUGCUUUGCUGCUGUGUUUGUUCUGCUGCAUGGUUUAAGCGACUUUGAAACUCGUCUUAACAACCUGUUAAGCUCUCAUUCGAAUAAUCCUAACCUUACACCAGAGGAAAUAGUAGAGGCUUCAAAAUCAGUAGCUAUUGCUGCAGCUGAGGCUGCAAGAGCUGCCUCUGAAGAGAAGGCUGCAAAAGCAUCAAAGGCAAUGGCUGCUGCCAAGAGCGCCUUAGAUUUGGUUGCCUCAUUUACUGAAGAGGCAGCCUCUAAAGAAAAAUAUCUGAAAAAGAAUAGGCUGAAGAAGCAUCUUCCAGUUUGGCUUUUGUACAAAAAAUACCAACCGAUUGAGAACAACAAGACAGAUGAAGAGUUGGCCUGUAAGUUGCAUCAAGCUAUUAACAGCUCCCCCAGAAUCUCGAAGAACGCUUCAAGUUCUGACUAG